Haemonchus placei is the source of this 879-nucleotide messenger RNA. The record is from the annotation of a GenBank genome assembly. Lineage: Eukaryota; Metazoa; Nematoda; Chromadorea; Rhabditida; Trichostrongylidae.
AUGCAAACAUUUCAGCGGAUAUCGACUACGUUAUGUGACACUAUAGAAAAAGGGAAUUAUGUGGUUGUCCAGAAAGUUGGUGGAGAACAUAUUCGAGUGAUGCGGCUCUCUUCAAAACAAAAAAUUCUCAUAGAAAAACUCAAGUUCGAUGCAGAGAGUGUGUUCGGGAAGCCGUAUGGUCUUUUUGAAGUAGCAUCCGGUCAAGCUACACCCGUGUGCGCAUCGCAAGUGGUUCAGGACGAAGGCGUAGGAGAUAUUGGUAGUACUACGUCACUUGGCGAAUAUUUACCUUCAAUUGUUUCGAAGGUUUCGAAGCUAGUAGAAGGGAGCAAAUCGUUCAGCACACGGACGGAGUACAGUAAGAGCAAGUAUAUACGACGGAAAACGAAGAAACAUUCUGACAGAGUUCUUAUUCUGAAACCCACUAUACGUCUUCUCGCCCAGUCUUAUUACAUGAAAGAUUGCGUUCGUGUCUCCAAUUUAAGGACAGACCAGUUGGGAAUGAUCUUACAACUAGCAGCAGUUCAUCACGGACGGAAUGUUUUGGUGUUCGACCAGGUGCUGGGAUUGGUCUCUGCAGGUGUAAUCGAUAGGCUUGGCGGACAAGGUGCAUGUAUUCAUUUACACCGAGGCCUAAUCGCACAAUCUAUACCAUGUGUACAUAGCAUGAAUUUUGAUGAAAAGGUGCACCAAUANACCAAUAUUAACACUUUUCUGUUUCCGAAGUUGCGUCCAUCUGGAUCUGUUGUUGUGUUCGGACCUGGAAUUGACGUAUCAUCCACGAAUUGGAUUCGGAAGCCAAACUCACUCGCACUCGACAACAACGUGAGCGUUUCGCCCGUCAUGAGUGAAGUUCUGCUCAAUCAUGUGUUUAAGUAA